AUGGGUGCUACGUUGACCCGGAUGGUACCUCAGGUGGACUUGCUCUUUGGUGGUCUGAUGAGAUUGGAAUUUUGGAAUAGUUUGAAGAUGGUUGCUAGAGAGAAUAUUUAUCCAUGGCUGUGUGUUGGAGACCUUAAUGAUUGUGGAUCCCAAGCUGAAAAGCAAGGUGGAAACCCAUGCAGCAGGGGUAGACUGGAUCAAUUUCAUAGUAUGAUUUCAGAGUGUGAAUUUAUGGAUCUAGAAUUCAAGGGGCCUUGCUAUACUUGGUCUAACAAUCAAGGAGGGGAGAAUAACAUCCGUAUUCGUUUAGAUAGAGCUUUGGCUUCUGUGGCUUGGCGCAAUUUAUUUCCUCUUUCGCAAGUCAUGCAUGAACUCCGGGUGGGCUCGGAUCAUUGCCCUCUUCUGAUCAAAUGUAGUGUUCCUUUAAAGAAAGUUCCUUUUAAUUUUAAGUUUGAAUCGAAGUGGACUACCCAUUCGGAUUGUGGGCAAGUGGUUACCAGGGCAUGGGACUUUCAUCAAGGAGGCUCUGAUUUAUUUGGUUUAGUUCAAAAAUUAAAGAAAUGCAAAGCAGCUUUGUUGGAAUGGAGCAGGCAGGUUUUUGGCAAAGAUAAGUUGAAGUUGAAGCUUUUACAGAGUAAUCUCAAAGCUAUUCAAAUUCUCCCUUUUUCACAGGAAAAUUUUCUUAGAGAAAAGGAGAUUUUGAAGGAGAUUGAGAUUCUUUCAUUGCGAGAGGAGAUGGCUCUUCAUCAACGGUCUAGAGUGAAUUGGCUUUCUUACGGAGAUAAAAAUUCUGCGUUUUUUCAUGCUACUAUCAACCAGAGGAGGCAACGUAAUCAAAUUUUGAUGCUUAAAUCUGAUAGAGGAGACUGGAUCCAGGAUGAGGAUGGUAUUAAUGGCUUAAUCUCUGAAUAUUUCUCAAAUUUGUUCGACCGUUCAGGAAUUAGAGAGUUUUCAGAUGUGCUUUAUGUGGUGGAUAGAUGUAUUACAGACGAGAUGAAUCGUGAUUUGGUAAGAGAAGUGUCAGUGGAGGAGAUUAAACAUGCUGCAUUCGAAUUGGGUUCCCUUAAAGCUCCGGGACCGGAUGGAUAUCCGGGAUUUUUCUUUCAGACCUAUUGGGGUAAGGUAGGGGAAGGAGUGUGUAAGGCAGUGAAGCGUUUCUUUUCUAAUGGGUUCAUGUUGAAGGAGUUAAAUAAUACUAAUAUAGUUCUGAUUCCCAAGGUUAUGUUUCCUGAAUCAUUGGGUCAGUUCAGACCGAUUAGCUUAUGCAACUUCUCCAUGAAAGUGAUUUCUAAGGUGAUGGCUAAUAGGCUUAAGAGUAUUCUUAUAAAGGUUAUCACCCCAAACCAGUCUGCUUUUGUACCUGGCAGGAUGAUUCAGGAUAAUGUUAUAGUGGCUCAUGAGGCGUUCCAUUUUCUGAAGAUGAAGAAGAAAGGGCAGGAUGGGUUUAUGGCUGUCAAGUUAGACUUCAAUAAAGCAUAUGAUAGGGUGGAAUGGGAUUUUGUGGAAGCAUUGCUGGUAAAGAUGGGAUUUCAUCAAAAGUGGGUUCAGUGGGUGGUUCAGUGCAUCUCAACUGUCAGUUUUAAUGUGUGCAUUAAUGGAGAAGCUAGAGUGAAGAUCAGGCCAAGAAGGGGAAUUCGUCAAGGAGAUCCUUUAUCCCCCUAUUUAUUUGUCAUUGUGAAAGAUGUGUUGUCCCGAUUGCUUUCAAAGGCCUGCAGGAACAAAGCUCUUGUGGGGAUCAAGAUGGCGCGUAACUGCCCUCAAUUGUCUCAUGUUUUCUUCGCAGAUGAUGCCAUUCUUUUCCUCAAAGCAGAAAUGCAGUAUUGUAAAGCUCUUAAGGCUAUUCUGAAGAAUUAUGGUAUGGCAUCAGGACAAAGGAUCAAUUUUGAUAAGUCAGGUAUUGCAUUCUCUUCUAAUUUAAAUGCAAAUGAUAAACAAUUGGUCUGUGAUUUUUUUGAUAUUCCUUCGAUGAAACUGGACUCCAAAUAUUUGGGGCUGCCCUCCUUUUGGGGCAAAUCCAAAGCUGAUGCCUAUCUUUAUCUUGUGGAACGUGCUCUUUAUAAAAUGCAAGGUUGGAAGUGCUCCCAAAUGUCUCAAGGGGGCAAAGAAAUUAUGAUUAAGUCUGUGGUCCAAGCAAUUCCUAGUUAUGCCAUGUCUUGCUUUCUUCUACCAAAGAGUAUCUGUGAUAAGCUCAAUUCGAUAGUCUCCAACUUUUGGUGGAAAGGGGAUCCAGAGAAGAAAGGCAUACAUUGGAAGAGUUGGGAGUGUAUGACUCGUCCUAAGGAGGAAGGGGGGAUGGGAUUCAGAAAUUUCAGAGCAAUGAAUGAAGCUCUUCUAGCUCGUCAAAGCUGGAGGUUGCUUAAGAAUCCAAAUGCUUAUUGGGCAAAAAUUCUUAAGGGUCUUUAUUUCCCUAACAGUUCGUUUCUUGAGGCAGUUAAGGGGAGUAGAGCCUCUUGGUUCAAAGUAGCCACUCAGAAGCCUGUGGGAAGUAGCAUCGAAUGGGUAGCAGACAUCAUUGAUAAAGAGAGGGGUUGUUGGAAAAAGGAGAGACUAAAUUUGGUGGUCUCUGCUGAAGAAAUUCAGGCCAUUACUUCUAUCCCUAUUUCCUUAUUUCUUAGGGAAGAUGUUCUGGUUUGGCAUUUUUCUUCUACUGGUGUUUAUACAGUAAAAUCAGGUUACAGAGUUGCUUAUCAAGCUCUUUUUCCUCUUAGUAGUAUUCCCUCGUCUUCUUUUGUUCCUAAUAAAAAUAUGUGGGAUAUUAUUUGGAAAUUGGACAUUCCUCAUAAGAUGCGACAUUUUUGGUGGAGAGCGUGUAGUAAUAGCCUUGCUACUAAGGAAAAUCUGGUUCGUAGAAGGUGUGGUGUAUCAAAAGUCUGUCCUAUUUGUGGGGAUACGGAUGAAGCAAUUGAACAUCUGAUUUUUAAUUGCCAAUGGGUUCGAGCAGUGUGGUUUGGUUGUAAUAUCCAUCUUAAUCUAAAUCAGGAGAACUCUUCUUCGAUUCAGAGGUGGACGUCUCAGGUUGUGGAAAAUUUGAAAGGAAAAGAGUUAUGUCAAUUCUUAGAAAUUAGGAUCCCACCUAGUAUCCAUAUGGAUAACCCUUCUUUUGAGGACAGUUAUUCUCAUUGGAGGGCUCCGGAUCAGGGAUGUUACAAGUUCAAUUGCGAUGCUGCAGUAAUGAGCCAAAGGGGAGAAGCAGCGGUUGUCUCAGUUCUGCGGGAUUGGAAAGGAGAUCUAGUGGAUGGCAGAGUUGGUAGAACAUCGGUAACCAGUCCGCUACAGGGAGAACUGCUUGCUAUUCGGCUGGCUUGCGAAAUGGCUGGAGCUCUUGGGAUUUCUAAUGCUUGCAUUGAAUCGGAUAACCAACAAGCUAUCAAGUUAAGUGUGUCUGAGUUGGUUCCGCCUUGGGAAGUGAUGUCUUUGGUAUCGGAUAUCAGGCAGUUUAGGCAAUAUGUUGGGCUGAGUUUUUCUUGGGUGAAGAGGACUGGUAAUCAGCUAGCUCAUUUUGUAGCCACUAAGGCAAUUAGGAAUUUGCUUCCUUUAAAUUGGGUGGCUGCGCCCCCGUCGUUUAUUUCUUCUGUUGUUAGCAGAGAGUCUCCUCCUUUUCUGUAG
Rhododendron vialii is the source of this 3606-nucleotide messenger RNA. RefSeq lists its product as uncharacterized. Lineage: Eukaryota; Viridiplantae; Streptophyta; Magnoliopsida; Ericales; Ericaceae. The coding region runs from base 1 to 3606 and encodes 1201 amino acids. The record is from RefSeq and is a predicted model, not a curated record. The transcript has 4 exons. Gene Ontology annotation, molecular function: nucleic acid binding; RNA-DNA hybrid ribonuclease activity.